UUCUACUUUUCUAAGAGUCUGUUUGAUGUGUGUAGGUACAUUAUUUGUUGGUGCUUUAAAGCUGUGAAGUUUGUGCUGUGGUCGGUAUGUUAUUCACAUUGGACAAUAUCCUAAUAUUUUUCAUGGGUGUAUAACGAACAGUUUCUGCUGGCUUGAUGAUAUAAACUGAGACGACAGCAAUAUCACAGGAAACCUUUGUAAUAUUUGCUGAAUUGUAUUGUUUUGUAAUUCGUUUCCAUUGCACUGUGUCUCAAUACUUAUUUCAACCUUCUGCUCCUGCAUCAGUCCAUUACUUUAAUUAGAAUGUACCACGUGCAGAACAUUAUUCGUCUGCUUUCAAACGUCACUUCUCUGCUCCUACUGUAGGCCAUCUAGUUUCAUAUUUCCAACGUUAUAUUAAAAUCCAACACAUCUUGACAAUAACUCUUGCAAUCCCUAUUUUGGUCUUGAUUAGAAAUUGAUAUACACCUUUUCCUACUAUUAUACCCUUUGUCUAAUUGUCUUAAUUAUUUUCUUAUUUUCAGUGGCCCAUAGAUGGACUACACGCGAGGAGAACACUCUAAUCUCUCUUGUGGCUACAAACACAGGGCUAUGGAAAAUAGCAGAAGAGAUAAAGUUAAGUUCUCAGCAAAAGAGAGUUUUAUGGAGUAAGAUUGCUGAUGAAAUAGGAGUACAAAAGGAUCAAGCUCGCUACAAAUGGCAAAAUCUUAAAACCCAGUAUUUCAAAGAAAGGGAUUCCUUCAGACACUUUGUUGCGAUGUCCUUUUUAGACAAGAAGGAUAAUUGGGCCGAUGAUGAAUUUGACGAAUCACCUGAUACCAGUCAAGAUGAUUCAAAUACUCAACGUGAAAAGCCAGAAACAUGGUCGGUGCCGCAGAAUUCUGAAUGGAAAGCAGAGUGGGAAUUCCUGCUGGGCAUUUUGCCAUACAUGGAUGAAAUAGAAGACGAUGACCAUAAUAUGAAUUUUAAGCUCCAAGCUUUCGCUAUGCUUUUCAAUUAUAAAACUAACAACAAUGUAGCACGACUAUUUCAAGAACAGCAACAAAGCAAUGCUGUAAAAAUCGCAAAAGUCGAAGUUCAGCAAAAUAAACCAGCACUAUCAUCGCACAAACAUCAUCCAAUCGGUGCUGCAAAAGUUGAAUCUGUAGAAGUGGAAGAUGAGGAGGAAAUCUUGAAAGAUGGUGAACAUUCAAUUUUUUGUACGCUCGUCAUUCAUUAAAUAUGUCUAAUAUACAAUUUUAAAAUUUUUUUUUCUUUCAGAUGUUAUAACCCCUGGUAAAAAUAACUUGUUAAA
Molecule: messenger RNA, 1294 nt
Organism: Nasonia vitripennis (jewel wasp)
Lineage: Eukaryota; Metazoa; Arthropoda; Insecta; Hymenoptera; Pteromalidae
Exons: 2
Coding region: 758-1219 (153 amino acids)
Source: RefSeq, a predicted model, not a curated record